Molecule: messenger RNA, 780 nt
Organism: Medicago truncatula (barrel medic)
Lineage: Eukaryota; Viridiplantae; Streptophyta; Magnoliopsida; Fabales; Fabaceae
Product: DNA damage-repair/toleration protein DRT102
Exons: 1
Coding region: 38-649 (203 amino acids)
Biological process (GO): carbohydrate metabolic process
Molecular function (GO): isomerase activity
Source: RefSeq, a predicted model, not a curated record
CCUCGUAGUACCUCAAUCUAUAUUUCGUCAAUCAUUCAUGUCAUACUCUAGCAAGUACAUAAAAAUAAUCGUCGGAGCCGAUAAAUUCGGCUCUCCGAUCAUACCUGCUCUGCUCACCCACCUCCGUUCCCUCAACAUUGAAUUUGAAUAUCUUGGAACCUUCUCAUCUUACUAUGCCGCCGGCGCCGAGGUUGGUCGCAUUGUCUCUCAAUCUUCAUCAUCUUCCUCUCCAGAGAUCAUCGGCCUUGUUGCAUGCGGUACUGGUAUCGGUGUCGCCAUCUUCGCCAACAAAUUCCCUGGCGUGUAUGCUUCCACUUGCCUUCACCCUUGGGAAGCUGUCAACACCCGAUCAAUCAACAAUUCAAACGUCCUUGCCCUUUCAGGCAAGUUCACUUCACCCGAAAUAGGAAUUGAGAUUGUCAAUGCAUGGCUGAACACGCCGUUCAAGUCUCCUUGUCUUGCAAGCGACAACAAACCAUGGCCACAGGAGGUUGAGAACCUUCUAGAUAGAUCACUUGUCGACAUGCCAAAAAUAGGGAAGAAAAGCUUCUCUAUCAAGUGGGAUGGUAAUUUGGAUAUGGUUUUUGAUGAGGAUCUUGUUGACUCUGCCAAACUUGCAAUUGAUAAGGAAUCAGGCUUAGCCAAAUGAUUUUUUUUGACAAUUGCAAAAUCUGCAUUUGUUGGUCGUUAAAAACAACAACAACAAUAAUAGAAAUGAAAUGUCAACGAGUGUCCCAGAUACUCUUUAAGAAUCUUUAAUAAUAAAUUUUUAUGAAAAUU